Messenger RNA from Thamnophis sirtalis, 4343 nucleotides. The record is from RefSeq and is a predicted model, not a curated record. NCBI's taxonomy places the organism in Eukaryota, Metazoa, Chordata, Lepidosauria, Squamata, Natricidae.
GCAAACCAAAACUAGGACGUGAAUUGGGCCGAGGGCAAUAUGGAGUGGUGUACCUAUGUAAUGCCUGGGGGGGACACUUCCCAUGUGCGCUCAAAUCUGUCGUUCCACCAGAUGAAAAGCAUUGGAAUGAUCUUGCACUAGAAUUUCACUAUAUGAGGUCACUGCCAAAGCAUGAGCGGUUGGUAGACCUUCAUGGAUCCGUGAUAGAUUACAGUUAUGGAGGAGGUUCCAGCAUUGCUGUUCUACUGAUAAUGGAACAGUUACACAGAGACCUCUAUACUGGAUUAAAGGCUGGUUUGACACUGGAGACAAGAUUACAGAUUGCACUGGAUGUAGUUGAAGGGAUCCGUUUUCUUCAUAGCCAGGGGCUUGUUCAUAGAGACAUCAAACUUAAAAAUGUACUGCUUGAUAAAAACAAUAGAGCUAAAAUCACUGACCUGGGAUUUUGUAAACCUGAAGCAAUGAUGUCUGGAAGUAUUGUUGGGACACCUAUACAUAUGGCUCCUGAACUCUUCACAGGGAAAUAUGAUAACUCUGUGGAUGUGUAUGCAUUCGGCAUCCUAUUCUGGUACAUCUGUUCAGGACAUGUGAAAUUACCAGAGGCUUUCGAGAGAUGUGCAAGCAAGGAUCAUCUUUGGAACAAUGUACGAAGAGGUGUUCGCCCUGAACGUCUUCCCAUUUUUGAUGAGGAAUGUUGGCAGUUGAUGGAAGCCUGUUGGGAUGGAGACUCUUCUCAGCGCCCUCUCUUGGGCAUUGUCCAACCUAUGUUGCAGGGAAUAAUGGAUAGACUUUGCAAAUUGUACUCUGAGCAGUUAAACAAAGGACUCGAUGAUUCCACUUGAAGAUAUUGUGAAUUUGUUCAGUUAUGUAAGAACCUGGGUCACCACUUUGCCACUGACAACUCAGUGGCUGUCUGGAACAAACCAGCCAAAAAUUGAGGGUUCAGGUGAGAUUAUUGAAAUCCCACCUUUAUAUAGUAGCCAGAGACUUCUGUUUUCAAUACACACUACUAAUGUAGCUUGACAGUGCUUCCUUCUUUCUUAGAAAUAAAUUAGGAGCCUGGGAACUUAGACCCUAGUCUGUAAGGGGUUUUACUUAUCCAUUCAGAUGAAGGCAGAAAGUACUGUUAAGUUGGGAAGUCUGGCAGUCAAUGCAACUGCAUCUUAAGCUACAGCUCCUGCUAACUAGAUGCAUGUACAUCAGCCUUUCUGAAUGUUACACAUAUGAAUGUGGAUGAUUGGAAGAAAUAAGAUGGUGUCCCUUCCAAAGGGAGGGUAGUCUUCUAAUUUUUGCAGUGCAGAGAGCUGUGAACUAAUUUGGACUUUUGAUAAUAUCUGUUAUUGUUUGCACAAUGGGAUCAAAGCUCAUAAUGGGGAAGUCUCACUGCAAGAAUAUCCCAAAGUAUAAGCUCACUGUCAUUUAUGAACCAAAUUACUUUUGGGGAAAUUGACAAAUAGGUGACAAUGGCCUGAUUUUAUUAUUACCAUUACUUUACAAACUUUAAGACAAUACUUCACCCAAAGGUUGUUGAUAUAUUGAAAUAAAAAGACAAGUAACAAUUAUUGUCUGUACCCAAUGGACAACCAAAUGUUUUUAAUUGUGGCAGAUUUUGCUUUUCUUUUUUCCCUUUGAAUCUAAAGAAAGGCAAUGACUGUUUUAAACUCUUAAUGUCAACUGGCUAUUUUAAAAGAUUUUGUUAGCUUUGUAUUUUUAAGUCAUUCCUUUGAAGACUAUUUAAGAGAAACCUGUCACUUUUCUAUGGAUGUGUCUGACCAUCAUUUUCUUCUUUGGGCUUUAUCAUUUAAUAUUUCCCAUGUAAUUUACAUACUCUAACACAAACAUUGCUUUUCAUUUGUUUAUACACAAUUUCGUUUCAUAGCACAAUAAUUUUAAGAACGUGUAGGCUGAAAUACAAUGUGUCUGCCAUGGAUGUAGAAUGGGACCAACUACCAGUGUUCCCUCAGCUGUUUGGAGAAUGAGAAAUACCAUUUUCCUUCCCUGUGCAAACUGCAUCACCUUUUUUUCUAGGAGGCACCUUCUCUUGUACAAAGCAGAAACGGGGCCUCUUAACCCUACUUAUGUAGAUCACUAAAAACAAAAGUAGCCCCACAGUGUUACUCAUUACCAAAAUAAACCUUUGUGUGUGUGCAAUAAAAUAAGAUAUCAUGCUUUUAAAAUGACUGCUUCUUACUUAGUUGCAUUUAUUGUUCUGUUGCAGUCUAAAGUUGUUUUGGCACUUCUGUCCAAAAAUUGUAGUAUUUGGCAAAUUUACCAAAAUAGGCAGCCAUAGCUGUGAACAUUACACAAAAGCACCUUUUCUCGAAUAAGAAGUUCUAAUAUUGCCACAGAUGUAUUUUUGGACGAUCAUUCCAGUCACUUGACAGUAUUAUUUUAUAUCUUUUGUUUGUGCUAUGGUGGCUAGUGACCUUGUUUAGAAUUGGGAGCACCUUGGUCAGUAUAUUUUUGGAAGUAUAAAAAUAGUUUACGUAAUAUAAAAUGAAGCUGUUUUUGAACACAUUGUGUAUAGCUUUUACCAAUCAGCUACUUUUUCACUGGUUAUCUUGUGCCUUUAAAAAAGAAUAGUUGUCAAACCAUGCUCUUUUGGAGCUGUCUUCCCCAUUGACAUAAAAUUGGCUGUAUCACUUCUCAGUAUAAAACAUGCUUGCACUUUUCUGCUGGGAAUUUAUUUUUAUUUGUGCUGUUAUCAGCCCGCACAAACAGAUGUCAUAGCGGCAAAAAACAGAUGGAUGUUUUUGUUCCUAAAGAUGCUGCUAGUAAAAUACAUUAGGUUUGAAUUUAAAAGAUACAUUCCAUUUAUUAUAAAGUUGUGAGUUUUCCUAGUGUUAUUAUUACCGACUGUAGCAUGAAAAAUGCAGCAUAAAUUGUAAACACUAAAUAUUUUCAAAGAUGAAGGCAUAGGAGCAAAAUGUGGUAUUAUCCAUAAUAUUGCGAUGGAUACCAGCUGUCAAACCAAGAAUCAAAGAGAUUUGACAAAAGUAUAACAUCAGAUCUCUCUAAAAUCUCCCAGUUAUGAUUGCCUAUAACUCUCUCCCUACUUCCAUUAAAACUUGGUUAAUUUUAUCCCAAUUAUUCCAUGCUCAGAAUGAUACUUUAUUUAUUGAACUGUACUACGCAAGGUUUACAUGUUACUGCCAACUGAAUAGUUAAAGCAGGUGCUCCAGAAGAAUAGCUUGCUAUGUAUGCAGAUCAAAGGAAAUCCAGCUAGUUUACAAAACAGAUGUAACUGCAGAAAUUACACCUGGCAGGAUUAAAUUAUUGACAUUGGUGCUAGUAAUUGAUGUUUCAUAGGUGAAUAUUGAAGAUUUUUCAUUGCUUAGAUUGUCCGUUUUGAUUUGGGAACUGGCCUUACAAGUUCUGGACAAACACUACAUAGGAGUUACACGAGCUACAUUUUAGGUUACAAAGCAAGCCUUAAAUUCAGAUUAAGACUGCAUUGUUGUAGUGCUGAAGUCGCAGCCUUAGCUUGCUGGUGCAUUGCUCCUACCAGUCACAUUGCUAUUUACAUGGAUUGUGGCAACUGACUUUUUUUUUGUAUCACCUCAAACUUCUAUUGCUUAUGGCUUGAUUGUGCAAUGCACACUGUUCUAGCUUUUCUAAUUAAAAAACAAGCUCUACCAUUUAACAGUUUUUAUAAGCACUUCCUUUUUGUUAGUUCUUUUUUCUGUUCCUUCCUCUCCUGUUACAAGGAUUUGGAAAGUCAGGAGAGAUACUUGAAUCAUCAUUUUCUUAUUAUUUCCAGAGUGAUAGACUUAAUGAGAGGAACAUCAGCACUGCUUCUUUAUUUAAUGUGUUUUUGUGCUGAGCCCUUUUAGAGAUGUAUAUAAUGCUUUGUCUAUAUCCACUAUCUCUUAAGUCAGAUGUUAUCCUUUUAAAAAUAUUAUUAUUGGUUUAUUUUACUCCAGGGAGAGAAGAGCAUAUUUGCAUAUAAAACUCUCUUAGGGGCCUAAACAGCACUGCAUUUCUUUACCAUUUUCAUUUAGGCCUGUUAAAUUGAUGGUCAACUAUUACACUUGAUCAGGAGCAGAUGAAACAUGAGAGAAUUGUAUAGUUCCACUGUAAUGCCUGUAGAUUUUGUACUACUUUUUAUUUUAUUUUUUUAAAAAACUGAUGUAUUAUAGUGUUAAAGCAAAGAUAACAAAUUUACCAAUUAUAUAGGAAAAGUGCAAUAACAUGGAAAUUCAAGAUUUAAGGACAAGUAUUUUCCUUGUAUUGUGUAAUACUAAUUACUUUUCCACUGCUGCCCCCCUCCAUAACAUGUAUUUUUAAACAGUGUGAGAAUUGGUUAAAACUUCAUUUAAUGCCAUAAUGAAGCUGUGUUUUAA